Thyridium curvatum is the source of this 5418-nucleotide messenger RNA. RefSeq lists its product as uncharacterized. The transcript has a single exon. Lineage: Eukaryota; Fungi; Ascomycota; Sordariomycetes; Thyridiales; Thyridiaceae. The record is from RefSeq and is a predicted model, not a curated record. Gene Ontology annotation, cellular component: Swr1 complex. Bases 1 to 5418 code for a protein of 1805 amino acids. Gene Ontology annotation, molecular function: ATP hydrolysis activity; ATP binding; histone binding.
AUGACGGGGAUCGCGUCUCCCGGACCAACGCAGACAACCCCAGGUCCUGACGAGGCUUCCGCCAGCCAAAAUGGCCACCUCGACGCGCAAAUCUCAUCGCCAAAACCCCUGGAAGCCAACGGGAUCGAGGACGAGGCCGAGGUCGAACCACCACAGUUAUUAAAUUCUCCCGAGAUAACCAAGGCUGCCCCAGACCGUGUCAGCCCCGAGCCCAAGGCCGAGUCCGACCACCAUGAUGACGAACCCCAGACCAAUGGCCAUGCCCACCACGAUGAAUCCGAAGAUGACGGGCGACCUUCCAAGAGGCGCCGAGUGCAGGACCCGACUACACCUCCCAAGCCCACCACGCCUCGUCGUCCCAAGCCUAUAUCUCCGCCAUGGAAGAGGAUCGAGGCCGAAGGCCCCACGUCUUUCACCGAGGGCGGCAGGCGGAAGUCUGGCCGCAUCAACACAGUCCCCCUGGAAAUGCAAAGCAGCGCGAAGCGGAUAACGCGUCGGGCCCUGCACGGCACAAAGGGCGAAGACGUGAAGGCCAAGCCGGCCGCUGCCCAACCGCCCCCUCGCGGUGCUAACACAGCUACAGCUGCCUCGCGACGGCCAGCCUCUGCCGGCAAGGCGGCAGCCGCAAAGAGCGCUCCGCCUACCAGGACAUCUUCACGCCGCGCACCGCCACCACCACCGCCCCCUCAAGAAACCAAAUAUACCUCUCGAACGCGACGACGGUCACCCCCACCCCCGCCCCCUACGACUUCUCCACGAGCAGGCACGCGACGGAGCUCCCGCCAGACACGCGACCAUGCCACGCCCGCCCAGUCGUCGUCACGGCACGAGCUUAAGGAGGAGGUGCCGACGCGCAUGACUCCCCGGAUCAAGUUGCGGUUUAGAUCAUCGACAAUCCCUCUCAUCCACCCGGACCAAGCGAAAGUAAAGCCCAAGAUCGGGCCUUCCUUCGAGGAAUACUUCGAGACCGCGGGAGAUGUCCCGGUGGAGGAGGGCGGCCUUAUGGCCUCCGAGGAUGGCCCGCGUAUCACGGACGAGGUCGCCGUGGAGGAGGCGGCCAUUAUGACGCGUAUUGAGCAGGAGGCGGAGGAGGGCGGUAUCUUGGCUGUGGGGAAAUGCUCUGCCUUUGCACCCGAGCCCGUGGAGGAGCCACCGCGACAAUGGGCACACAUGGACCACCUUGUCAAGGCCAUGGCCAACUUCAGGAGGCUGCUGCUGAUCGAGCAGAACCGCCACCGUGCAACGGCAAAGAAGCUUGCCGAGGCCUGCCGCGAAGAAUGGAGGAGGAGGCAGCCAAAGACCCAAGAAGAGAUCGAGGAAGAGGCGCGUCGCCUCUGGCAAGGCCGGUACCGCCUUGUCGCCAAGGCCAUGUUUGGCACUUGGGAGAACGUCAAGGCCGAGAUCAACCGCCGCCGCUUGGAGGAAUGGGAGGCAGAGGAGCAGAAGAGAGUGCAAGCAGCGCUGCAGGAGGUUGUUGCCGUCUCUCAACAGAAACUGGCUGCCCGACAGCUUCACCUUGACUCGGAGGACGUUUCUACCAUGGAUGGCUUUGACGAUAUGACCGACGACGAAGACGAGGAUGAAGACUCACUCGUUGCUUCUGACGCAGACAUGGACUCCAAUGCCGAUUCGGACGAUGACGAAGACAACAUGUCCUCCUCGGAGGAUGAGGAGGAUGCCAAGUCAAUGCUCUCUGACGAGGGCCUUACCCAAGAGCAGCUACGCGAGAAGUAUGCAAACCUUCCAAGCCUUGUAAAGGCCGACACGGAGGGCAAUGGCGACGAUGAAGAUGUGGCAGAGGGACAGACUGAGGCUGGGACCGAGGCGGCAGACGACGACACUAGUGAUGAAUCAGUGGAUAUGGACGACGAUAUGGGCUCGACCGACAUGGACAGCGACGAUGGCGAAGAGGGCUCGGACGGUGAUGCGGAGGACUCGGAUUCCGAGUCCGACGCGGGACAGUCUGGCCUCCUUGGGCUUUUCUUUGGCAAGUCAGAGUUGAAGAAGAUGAACGAAGAAGCUCCGGAGGACGCCGACAUGUCAGAAAUACCCGCCGAGGCUGAUGUUGAGAUGCUUGACGCGGAGCCGGCCCAAGAAUCGCAUCCUAGUAACGGGGCUGCCGAAGAGACCCAAGAGUCAGAGCAAAAGCCUUUGGAUGAGACGCAAGCAACUCCUGCGCAUAACGAAACGACACCUGGACAGGUCGCAGCCGCUGAGCAAGCAGCUGAAGUCCCUCUUACGAAUGGCACAGCUGAGUCCGAGACGCACACGCAAGCACAAGCCGAGGAGGUGCGGGAGAAGAAGACCGAGCCGGAAAAGUCCGCGACAGGCGACGAAGAUACCUCUACUCAGACAACACUGCAUCCAGACACCGCUGAGGCGAACGUCGUAGACACUGCGGCGAAGGCCGAUGUAGAUGUGGAGAUGACAGAUGUGAUACCCAAGGAAUCGACACCCGAUGUGCCCGAAGUGGAAGUCACCGCUCCUGCCUCCGAUGCCAAGCAGCACAGUCCCGAGACCGACGCCGUUACCAACGUCGUUAGUCCGGACCGAAGCCCUUCCCCGCGGACCUCCGAUACCAAGCCUUCCGAGGUUGACACGACGUCUUCCGUUGAACUGCUCGGCCCUCCCAAGGAGACGAGUAGGUCUACGUCUCCGCAGGGAUCUGGGCCCAAAACCGAGAUCCCCUUCCUCCUACGUGGGACAUUGCGAGAGUACCAGCACUACGGCUUGGACUGGCUCGCUGGGUUGUAUGCCAACAACACCAACGGUAUCUUGGCCGACGAGAUGGGCCUGGGCAAGACCAUCCAGACCAUCGCCCUGCUGGCUCAUCUUGCGUGUCACCAUGAGGUCUGGGGUCCGCACUUGGUCAUUGUGCCGACCUCUGUCAUGCUCAACUGGGAGAUGGAGUUCAAGAAGUGGUGUCCGGGCUUCAAGAUCCUCACCUACUAUGGCAACCAGGACGAGAGGAAGCGGAAGCGGCAAGGCUGGACAAACGACGAUAUAUGGAACGUGUGCAUUACGUCUUACCAGAUGGUCCUGCAGGAUCAACAGGUCUUCAAGAGGCGCAAGUGGCACUACAUGAUUCUCGACGAGGCGCACAAUAUCAAGAACUUCAAGUCUCAGCGAUGGCAAACGUUGCUGGGAUUCAACACGCACUCCCGGCUCUUGUUGACGGGUACCCCGCUACAAAACAACCUCACAGAGCUGUGGUCGCUUCUGUUCUUCCUCACGCCUUCCGAGGAUGGCGUCGGUGGCUUUGCGGAUCUGCAGGAGUUCCACGAGUGGUUCGGCAAGCCAGAAUCUCAAAUCCUCGAGAGCGGCCGCGAGCAGAUGGACGAGGAAGCGCGCGCGCUGAUUGCCAAGCUGCACCAGGUCCUCCGGCCUUAUCUGCUGCGUCGUCUCAAAGCCGACGUGGAGAAGCAGAUGCCGGCCAAGUACGAGCAUGUCGAGUUCUGCAGACUCUCCAAGCGCCAGCGCGAACUCUACGACGGCUUCCUGUCUCGUACCGAUACGCGCGCGACCCUGGCGUCGGGCAACUACCUGUCCAUCAUCAAUUGCCUGAUGCAGCUUCGCAAGGUCUGCAACCACCCCGAUCUCUUCGUGGACCGGCCAAUCAUGACUUCAUUCCGGAUGGCGAAAUCGGUCGCUGCAGAGUACACCUAUACGGAGCUCGAGGUCCAACGCAGGCUCAAGCCGGACCCGAUGAGCCUCGUCAGUCUUGACUUUUUGAACCUGAUCCCGACCCGGCACGAGGACGUGUCCGAUAUCACCGCCACCGCGAUUUUCCAGCUGAGCUCUGACAGAACUCUGAUGGAUCUCAGGGAGGCACAGCGGGCACGAGCCCAGCAAGCCAACGUUGAGCAUGAUCCUAGAACCGUACGCUCCAACAUGGUGUACCUUGAGAGCGGGGCGAGAUGGAGACGGUUCGAGGAGCUCCAGCACGCCGUCUACCUGAACGCCCUGCGACGCCAACAGCGCCCCAUCUAUGGCAAGAGGCUUCUAGACUUCCUCACCAUUGGCCUCAAUCAGCGACCGUACAAGCCACGCCCCCGCGUCCCUAAGAAGGUCAUGGAGUGGUUUGAGAACGACUCUUUUCUGCUGCGCAAUAUGAUCCCCACCCUCGAGCGCCGCGCCGACUCGAUGGAGAUGAUGAUUACAAAGUUUGCCUGCGCCACCCCUGCGGUGGUCACGCGAGACAUGCACGAACUCAUCUUGGGCCGUAAAGGCGUCGAGGCGUUCCAGGACGACGACCUUAAAUUGGCUGCGCCGGUCAAGUAUGUGCCCUUCAUGGACAAGAAGCGCCUUGCAGAUCCCUGGCACGAGGCACGAAUGCGCCUGAGCAUCCAGUUCCCCGACAAGCGCCUCUUGCAAUACGACUGCGGCAAGCUGCAAGCGCUCGACCGACUGCUGCGCAAGCUCCAGGCCGGCGGCCACCGGGCGCUCAUCUUCACGCAGAUGACCAAGGUGCUCGACAUCCUCGAGCAGUUCCUCAACAUCCACGGACACAAGUACCUCCGGCUCGACGGCGCGACCAAGGUGGAGCAGCGGCAGAUCCUGACGGACCGGUUCAACCACGACCCGCGCAUCCUGUGCUUCAUCCUGUCGACGCGGUCGGGCGGCCUGGGCAUCAACCUGACGGGCGCCGACACGGUCAUCUUUUACGACCAGGACUGGAACCCGGCCAUGGACAAGCAGUGCCAGGACCGGUGCCACCGCAUCGGGCAGACGCGCGACGUGCACAUCUACCGGCUGGUCAGCGAGCACACGAUCGAGGCCAACAUCCUGCGCAAGGCGUCGCAGAAGCAGAUGCUCGACGACGUGGUGAUCCAGGAGGGCGAGUUCACGACCGACUACUUCAACAAGCUCUCGGUGCGCGAUGUCAUCGGCGACGAGGACGUGGCCGGCGACGCGGGUCUCUUGGGGGAGAGCGACGCGGCGGCCAACGCGGCCAUGGACCGCGUGCUGGGCGGAGUCGAGACGAGCGACGCGCGCACGGCGGGGCGGGCGCUCGAGCAGGCCGAGGACAAGGAGGACGUCACGGCGGCGCGGGCGGCGGAGAAGGAGUUCACGCAGGACGACGCCGACUUUGCGGAGAAGGCGACGCCCGGGGCGACGGGGUCGGGGGUGUCGAGCGUCGUGGGGCAGGGCACGCCGCGCGAGGGGUCGGCCGCGCCGGGUAGAUCUGGGCUCGGGCUGUUUGCCGAGUCUGCUGCUGACGCUGCUGGCGAUAAUGGUGGUGUCCAUGCGGCAGAGGCAGAAGAGCCCGAGUACAAUGCCUGGGGCGGGCGGGUGCGUACCAUCGACGACUACAUGCUCGGCGUCAUGGCGGAGCAGCUGCGGGGCACGCCGCUGGAGCUGCCCAAGGACAAGAAGAAGGGGAAGAGCAAGAGGAAGAGGGACCACCGGAAGCGGUGA